AUGUGCUCAGCACGAUGCUAUACCAAUCCCCUAGAAGACCCAGGCCUUGCCAUUGAGGUGCUCACCAGGACAUCCAACAACCAGAAUACAGAUUGGUACUGUGAUGAGUGCCAGAGAUCAAGAAAGAAGGCAAGUGGCUGUGGGCUGGAGAAGGCAGGAAAGCAUCUGAGGAGGCAAGGUCAAGAAACCCUUCCAACCACGAAGAUGGCUCAGACCAACCCUACGCAGGGGUCCCUGGGGCCAUGGAAGAUAACCAUCUAUGAUCAGGAGAACUUUCAGGGCAAGAGGAUGGAGUUCACCAGCUCCUGUCCAAAUGUCUCUGAGCGCAGUUUUGAUAAUGUCCGGUCCCUCAAGGUGGAAUGUGGCGCCUGGAUUGGUUAUGAGCAUACCAGCUUCUGUGGGCAACAGUUUAUCCUGGAGAGAGGAGAAUACCCUCGCUGGGAUGCCUGGAGUGGGAGUAAUGCCUACCACAUUGAGCGUCUCAUGUCCUUCCGCCCCAUCUGUUCAGCUAAUCAUAAGGAGUCUAAGAUGACCAUCUUUGAGAAGGAAAACUUUAUUGGACGCCAGUGGGAGAUCUCUGAUGACUACCCCUCCUUGCAAGCCAUGGGUUGGCUCAACAACGAAGUCGGCUCCAUGAAGAUACAAAGUGGGGCCUGGGUUUGCUACCAAUAUCCUGGAUAUCGUGGGUAUCAGUAUAUCUUGGAAAGUGACCAUCACGGAGGAGACUAUAAACAUUGGAGAGAGUGGGGAUCUCAUGCCCAGACUUCCCAGAUCCAAUCGAUUCGCCGAAUCCAACAGUAGCUGAUUAAAAGCUCCAAGUACGAUAAUUCCUCAAGCAUGAGACCUUGCUAAAACUCUAGAAUGAGUUUUACGUUCUGCUCACAGACAUUGCUUUCAAAUGUUAGCUGCUGAAAUCCACAAUAAACGUCAUU
Messenger RNA from Chlorocebus sabaeus (green monkey), 932 nucleotides. RefSeq names its product crystallin beta A1 (gene CRYBA1). Gene Ontology annotation, biological process: lens development in camera-type eye; visual perception. Lineage: Eukaryota; Metazoa; Chordata; Mammalia; Primates; Cercopithecidae. Gene Ontology annotation, molecular function: structural constituent of eye lens. The record is from RefSeq and is a predicted model, not a curated record.